Aspergillus oryzae RIB40 is the source of this 927-nucleotide messenger RNA. RefSeq lists its product as uncharacterized. The transcript is spliced from 2 exons. The record is from RefSeq and is a predicted model, not a curated record. NCBI's taxonomy places the organism in Eukaryota, Fungi, Ascomycota, Eurotiomycetes, Eurotiales, Aspergillaceae. Bases 1 to 927 code for a protein of 308 amino acids.
AUGGCAUUUCUGUAUCAGAUGCUAGGAAGCAAAAUAUGGCCACCCCGCGACACGAAACCUGAUCUCACUGGACGAACUCUACUCAUUACAGGCGCGGAAUGUCUCCCUAACUCAGGACUUGGUUACGAAUCGGUGAUCAAAUUCGUUCGUGCCUCCGCUAAAAGAAUCAUCAUCGGUGUCCGGUCCAUCGAGAAAGGCGAGGAAGCAAAGAGGGCAAUUCUUGCUCAAAUACCUCAAAGUAAUGUCACAAUCGACGUUUACCAUCUAGAUAUGUUGGACUACACUACUAUCGAGGCUUUUGCGUCUCGCGUCAAUCAGGAGGUAGAACGACUAGACUAUGUUGUCCUCAACGCCGGCAUUAGUCCUCAUGCUUACAAGAAAUCGGCCUACGGAUUCGAAUCAGGUAUUCAGGUUAAUCUGGUAUCGACGACACUUUUAUCUUUACUUCUUCUGCCUAAGCUAUUGGCGAGCAAGACCGAUACCUUCACCCCUGUGCUCGAAUUGGUGGGGUCCGGCACACACCAGCGCAUGCCACAACUCCUGCCGGAGACAGAUAACACUGAAAAGGAUAUCUCAGAGGUUUACAACUCAGAAACCUCAUUCAGGACAUUUGGAUUCAUCCAACAAUACUCAUUGACAAAGCUCUUUCUCAUGUAUGUGCAGUGGCAACUUGUGAAGCUUGUGGAUGAUAAAGUCUCUGGAUCACCUCGAGUAUAUGUCAUCGUUGUUGGCCCAGGUCCGACUCAGUCUGGUCUUGGAAGAGACUUUCAAGAACAAUCAUCUCUUGGGGUCCGCGUCGCUGUCCACACCAUGAACCUUUUGACGAAAACAGCUGAGCAGGGUGCACGCACAUAUCUCAGUGGUCUUAUGCUUGGCGAAAAAGGCCAUGGACAAUUUUGGCAAUGGGACUCAGUUAAUAGGUGCUGA